Paramecium tetraurelia is the source of this 633-nucleotide messenger RNA. RefSeq lists its product as uncharacterized. The transcript has 6 exons. The record is from RefSeq and is a predicted model, not a curated record. Gene Ontology annotation, molecular function: GTPase activity; GTP binding. NCBI's taxonomy places the organism in Eukaryota, Ciliophora, Oligohymenophorea, Peniculida, Parameciidae.
AUGAGCUCAAACUCUGAUUAUCAAUUCCUUUUCAAAGUAUUAUUAAUUGGAAAUUCUGGUGUGGGCAAGUCGUGUAUGCUUAUGAGAUAUUCUGAAAAUCAAUUCACCAACAAUUUCUACAACACCAUUGGAGUGGAUUUUAAAACUAAAACUGUUGCCAUCGGUGAAAACAAUGUUAAAUUGCAGAUUUGGGACACUGCAGGCUAAGACAGAUUCAGAACAAUAACUUGCAGCUAUUACAGAGGUGCCCAAGGUAUUAUUAUCGUUUAUGAUAUUACUGACAGAGAGUCCUUUGAAAAUGUGAAAACUUGGAUAGCUGAAAUUGAUAAGUAUGCAUCAGAAUCAGUGAACAGAAUGUUAGUUGGAAAUAAAGCAGAUAUUACAGAGAGAAGAGAAGUUUCAUAUGAGGAAGGAUUAGAAUUAUCCAGAUAAUAUUAAUUUCCUUUCUAUGAAACUAGUGCCAAAUCAUCAAUCAAUAUUGAAGCAGCUUUUACUCACAUUACAAAAAAUAUUUUAAACCGAGAAAUUCAUAACUCCAAGGCUGUAGUAAGAAAAACUUCAAAUAUGAGAUUGUAAACUAGAUAAUAGCAAUAAUAAUAAGAAAAAAAGAAGCAGGAAGAUUUAUGUUGUUGA